UCCUCCCUCCUUCCCCUCCCCCUUCAUCCUCCAAUCCCCAUCCCUCUCUGCUUCUGUCAGUGAGGAACCGUGUCUCUCAGGACCCUGAUGCUCUGGUUGAGCCCGUGGCUCCGGUGAUUGUGAUUGGUCCGAAGAAUAUGUCUGUCGUGGCAGGGAGGGAAGCUAUACUUGAGUGUAUUGCUAAUGCCAGGCCGGUGGAGAGGCUGGUGUUGUCGUGGAAACGUAAUGGGCGUCGGCUGGCCAGUGGAGUGGGCGUGUUCGGUCGUCGCCUGACCCUCUCUAGCCCCUCCCUCUCGGACGGGGGCGUGUACGUGUGUGAGGCGUCGCUUCUCAACUCCACCACCAGACCCACCGAGGCCCGGGCCCAUCUCACUGUACUGGAGCCUCCGUACUUCACUGCUGAACCCAGACUGAAGAGUGUAGCAGCGGUGGACAGGAACGUGGACUUACAUUGUCAGGCCAAGGGAGUCCCCCCGGCCCGUAUAGAGUGGUAUAAAGACGCUGUGCCCGUAUCCAAGUUGGCCAACCCUCGCUACAAGGUUACUGCGGCAACGGGUCUGACUGUGCGGAGAGUCCAACCAGGAGAUGCCGGAAUGUUCCAGUGUUUCGCUCGGAACGCAGCCGGAGAGACACAGACACACACACAGCUGGUGGUCACAAGUGUCACCCCCUCCUUCUCCCUCCUCCCCUCUGAUCUCACCGUUACCGACGGCAACUCGGCUGUGUUCACCUGCGAGACCACUGGAGCCCCCAAACCCGCUGUCAGUUGGAGGAGAGGUUCCCAGCUCCUGGCCAGUGGGACAGUCCAGAUUCCCAGGUUCACCCUGCUGGAGUCAGGUGGUCUGCUGGUUGAGCCAAUCAGGAUGGAGGAUUCUGGCGACUACACCUGUACUGCCGCUAGCGCAGACGGAUCCAUCAACGCUACGGCCACUCUCACUGUCUGGAUUCGUACAUUCAUCUCAGUCCCGCCGGUGGACCAGAGGGUCAUCAAGGGAACCACGGCAACCCUGGACUGUAACGCUACACACGACCCCAGGAUCAACAUCAGUUUCCAGUGGCAGCGUGGAGCAGUACCCCUCCGGCCCAGCGGGGGCAGAGUGUCUAUAUUGUCUGGUUCUCUGACCAUCAGCCAGACUUGGUCAGGCGACAUAGGAGACUAUACCUGCACUGUGACAUCCCAGGCCGGGAACCAAUCACGCUCCGCACGCCUCGAAGUCAUUGAGCUCCCCCACUCCCCCAGGUCUCUGUCUGUGUCUCUGAAUGAUUCAGACAGCCGUUCAGUUCUUCUCUCCUGGGUCAGACCCUUCGAUGGAAACUCUCCUCUUCUACACUACAUACUGGAGCUGUCUGAGAACAACUCUCCAUGGAAGGUGGACACGUCGGAGGUGGGGCCUGCUGUGACACAGGUGUCGGUGGGCGGGCUCACCCCUGCCAGGACCUAUCAGUUCAGACUCUGUGCUGUCAAUCAGGUGGGCCGUGGCCAAUACAGCGGCGAGACACAGAGGUUGAUGCUGAGAGAGGAGGCUCCCAGCGCUCCUCCUAAGAACAUGGUGGCGUCGGGUCGUACCAACCAGUCUAUCAUGGUCCAGUGGCAGCCUCCCCCAGAACCACAGCACAAUGGACUGCUCCGAGGAUACGUCCUCAGGUAUCGUCUGGCAGGUCUACCAGGAGAGUACCAAGAGAAGAAUAUCUCUAGUCCAGAGACGAACUACUGUCUCCUAUCAGACCUCAUAAUCUGGACUCAGUAUCAGAUACAACUGGCUGCCUACACUGCUGCAGGCCUGGGAGAGUAUAGUACUGCUGUUACUGAGUACACACUACAGGGAGUCCCCACAGCGCCCCCUCAGGCUGUAGAGGUAACAGCAGUCAGCUCCUCAGCGAUCAGAUUCACCUGGAACCCUCCGCCUCAGCAGUUCAUCAACGGGAUCAACCAGGGAUACAAGUUGCUAGUCUGGCCAGAGCACUCCCCCGAGGCUGUAACCAUAGUGACCAUCACACCCGACUACCCCGGUUCCCGCCUCACCGGAUUGGUUGUUGGACUAAGGAAGUUCACCUGGUAUCUAGGCUCCACCCUCUGCUUCACCACACCCGGCGAUGGACCCAAGAGCCCUCCCAUACUGUUACAGACACACGAAGACACUCCAGGUCCGGUGGGUCACUUGAGCUUCACUGAGAUCCUGGACACGUCUCUGAGGGUGAGCUGGGCAGAGCCUAUAGACAAGAACGGCAUCAUCACAGGUUAUGUGAUAUUGUGGUGUGUUUCUGGGUCAGCAUCGGGGUCAGGGUCGGAGGGCAAUGCGUCAUGUGAGGAGCGAGCUCUCUCUAACUCUACCCUGCAAUACAAGGUCACCAGCUUGACCUCUAUGACAUCAUACGCCCUGGAGGUCGCCGCCAUGACAGCGGCAGGAAGAGGCGUGGCCACCACCUCCACCAUCUCCUCUGGAGUUCCACCAGAGCUUCCUGGUGUGCCCUCUAACCUGGUCAUCUCCAACAUCAGCCCUCGCUCCGCCACACUAAGGUUCCGCCCGGGCAAUGGGAAAACGGUCAUCUCCAAAUGGAUCGUAGAAGGACAGGUCAGGAUUUCACUGGAUGGGAAGGAGGAGAAGUGGAGAGUCGUGUAUGAGAGAGAGAACAGAGAGAAGCAGCCUGAUGUCGACUCAAUGGAAAUACCAGACCUCCUCCCCUUCACACUGUACAGGUUCCGAUUGCGCCAGGAGAACAUUGUGGGCUCCAGUCCCUCUAGCACCCCCUCCAGGAUGAUUCAGACACUGCAGUCGGCCCCGACCACCCCUAACAACCUCACCCUGGUUACAGCUACACAGACCAGCCUCACACUACGCUGGGCGCCGUUACCGGUUUCUGAGUAUAAUGGUAGUCCAGAGACGGUGGGUUACCGGGUGUGUGUCCGGCGGGCAGACGGCCGGGGAGAGGAGAGGAUGGAGGAGGUGGCGGAGGUCAGAGGACAGGGGUCAGGGGCUAGUGGUCAGCAAAGCGAGACGAUGCUGGAGGGCCUGGCUGAAUGGACGGACUACCAGUUGAAGAUACAAGCCUUUAACUCCAUAGGAGACGGACCAUGGAGUAACACACUGACCACACACACCAAGGAGUCAGUGCCGUCUGGCUGUCCAGUGAAUGUGAGUGUGGAGGCGGUGAGUUCUACCAGGAUUUUGGUCACAUGGUCUCCUGUUCCCGAGAUGCAGAGAAACGGACCCAUCCUCGGUUACAAGGUGUUGUACGCGGUGAAGGAUUGUGUAGACGCCCCCUCAGUGUGGUCAGUCCCAGGGGAGAGGAGUGUUUCUGUCCUCCUGGGGGAACUCCUGAAGUACACAGUCUACCAGAUACAGCUGGUAGCAUUCACACAGCUGGGGGACGGACCACCGAGCCCCAGAACACUACACAGGACCAAGGACGACGUUCCAGGUCCUCCAGUGAGGCUGUUGUUUCCAGAGGUUCGUCUGACGUCUGUCAGGGUGGUGUGGCAGCCGCCUACUGACCCCAACGGGAUUAUCAUGGGUUAUCAGAUAGCGUACCGUCUGGAUGCCGGCGACCCCAUGCGGUUCACUACGGUGGAGGUGGGGUCGACCGCGCGUCAGUUUACAGUCAGCGGUUUGACCGGAGACCAGGCCUAUGUGUUCAAGUUGACCGCUAGGACCUCUCAGGGACGGGGCAGAGCUGAGGAGGCUGUAGUUAUCACCACCGAACGCAGAGAGCGUCCCUCUCCCCCCAGGAAGUUGUCCGUCCCCCAGGGGGAGGUCCAAUCUCGUAGGCUCCGCCUCCACUGGGUUGCCGGGAUGACAGGCUCCUCCCCCCUACGGUACUACUGCCUGCAAACCAGAGAGCUUCCAACCGGAGACUGGACCAGUCACUCUGCUGAUAUACCACACAAUUACACAGCCUGGACCGUAGAGAGACUGAAACCCUUCACGUCGUACAAGCUGAGGAUGCUGGCAACCAACGAUGUAGGAGACAGCAACUACAGCAAAGAGACGGAGACUGUUAUCACACUACAGGAUGUUCCUGAGGAGGCUCCAGUGAUAGUAUCAGUGAAACCCUCUACUACUACCUCUGUUCUGGUGCAGUGGCAGCGUCCCAGUGAGGAGAGCGUUAACGGGGUGCUGGUUGGCUACCGGCUGUACUACCGGGAGCUCCCGGUAAACUCCACCCCUAGUACGGUACCCCUGGAAGACAUGGCCAACAACACCACCACACGUGGUGACAUCACUGCUCUGACCAGCUUUAAGACAGUGAGCAGUGUUUCCUUAACAGAAUUUGAGUUAACGCAGCUGAAGAAGUUUAAGUGUUAUGAGAUCGUCAUGACAACCUAUAACAUCGUAGGAGAGAGCCCACCCUCUGAGCCGGCCACUGUAUCAGUUGGAGAAGCAGCUCCCUCCUUGCCACCCCAGUCUAUCAGAGCGGUGCCUGUCUCUCCUACUGUACUGGAGGUGACCUGGGACCUCCCACCCCUACACACACAGAAUGGACUCAUUCAGGGUUACAAGAUCCACUACUGGCAGGGUGACAGACAGAACAAGACAGAGAAGGUGACGGUGGUGUUUGUUCCUGACACGCGUGUUCGUCUGGUCAACCUCACGUGUUACACGUCCUACCUCGUCACGCUGUCUGCCUUCAACGUGGCUGGAGACGGCCCGUCCAGCGAACCCCGGGGCGCCAAGACCCUACAGGCUGCCCCCAGCCAGCCUAGUUUCCUGUCAUUUUCGGAGGUGACAGGAUGGAGUGUCAACGUCUCCUGGGGGGCGCCCAGCGCUUCUAACGGGGUAGUGGAGGGGUACAGGGUGGUCUACCAGCCCACACAGCCUGUACAGGGCGUGAGUCGGGUGGUGACGGUGGAGGUGAAGGGUAGCUGGCAGCGUUGGUUGAAGGUCAGAGACCUGACUAAAGGAGUAACCUACAGGUUCAGUGUCCAGGCCAGAACAGUCAGCUACGGACCUGCUGUCCACUGUAACGUCACCUCACAACCUCUACAGGGCACCCCUGGUUCGCCCAUGGAGAUGUCAGUCACCAAGUCCUCCUCGGCGCUGACCAUUCAUUGGUCGGAGGGAGAUGCGGGGGCGGGACCUGUCAUAGGUUACAUCAUCGAGGCUCGUCCCUCAGAUGAAGGGAUGUGGGACUCGUUUGUCAGGCUCCUCCCCCCCAGCAGUAGGUCAGCAACCGUGGAGAUGGACCGUCUGAGGUCAGGGGUCGGAUAUGAAUUCCGUGUCAUCGCUGUCAAUCGCUACGGUUAUGGAGAACCCAGCACGCCGUCCACCGCUCUCGCUGCUCUGUGGGACCGUCCCUUCUAUGAGGAGUGGUGGUUCCUGUUGGUCCUGUCUCUGAUUGGUCUGAUCAUGAUCCUCAUGUUGGUGUUCAGCCUCCUGCUGCACGGACACAACCACAAGUACAGGAGCUGCAGCACAGGAAAGCAUGUGUCUACGGUGGAGGAGUCCGUAACCCUGGACAACGGAGGAUUCACAGCUCUGGAACUCAACAGCAGAACUCUGAACAACAAGAGCACCUUCCACAAGAAGAAUGGAACUAGGUCCCCUCCCAGGCCCAGUCCAGGCCUCCUCCACUACUCUGAUGAAGACCUGUGUGAUAACUACAACAAUGGAGCCAUCCUCACAGAGAGCACCACGCUCACAGAGAAACCUGCUGACAUCUCAGAGUCUGAGGUAACAGACAGUGACUGUGAGGAUGAUCAUCAUCCUAAACAUUCCUUUGUUAAUCACUACAUGUCAGAUCCCACCUACUAUAACAGCUGGAAGAGACAAGCUAAAGGCCUGAAGGGGUUAAGUCUGGCGUCCGGCUACGAGGAGUGUUCCAGCACUGACGGGGCAGAGCCCUACUACCAGACCGUGGUCACACAGCACAGCACAGGGGGAGCGUACACACCCACUGGGCUGCCCGCGCACACACACACACUCCCACACACACUCCCACACACACACACGCACGCCAACCCCAAUACCAAUCCACCAGGCUCACGCACGCCCGUCACGGGGUUCUCGUCUUUUGUGUGAUUCGUGCACACGUGCGCACACACACACACACACGCACGCUCACACACACACACAGAGGGCGGAGCGGAGGAGGUUUGGAGCCCACUACUGUGGUAGGACAGAGGGAUGGAGGGAGAAGGGUGGAAGAGGAGGAUGGGAGGAAGGAGGGAGAGGAGAGGAGGAUGGGAGGAAGGAGGGAGAGGAGGAUGGGAGGAAGGAGGGAGAGGAGAGGAGGAUGGGAGGAAGAGGAGGAUAGAAUGAGAGGAGGAUGGGAGGAAGAGGAGGAUGGGGGAAGAAGAGGAUGGAGGGAGAGGAGGAUGGGAGGAAGGAGGGAGAGGAGAGGAGGAUGGGAGGAAGAGGAGGAUAGAAUGAGAGGAGGAUGGGAGGAAGAGGAGGAUGGGGGAAGAAGAGGAUGGGGGAGAGGAGGAUGGGAAGAUGGAGGGAGAGGAGGAUGGGAGGAAGGAGGGAGAGGAGAGGAGGAUGGGAGGAAGAGGAGGAUGGGGGAAGAAGAGGAUGGGGGAGAGGAGGAUGGGAAGAUGGAGGGAGAGGAGGAUGGGAGGAAGGAGGGAGAGGAGAGGAGGAUGGGAGGAAGAGGAGGAUAGAAUGAGAGGAGGAUGGGAGGAAGAGGAGGAUGGGGGAAGAAGAGGAUGGGGGAGAGGAGGAUGGGAAGAUGGAGGGAGAGGAGGAUGGAGGGAGGGAGAUGAGGAUGGAGGGAGAGAAGGAUGGAGGAAGAGGAGGAUGGAGGAAGAGGAGGAUGGAGGAAGAGGAGGAUGGAGGGUGAGGAGGAUGGAGGAAGAGGAGGAAGGAGGGAGAGGAGGAUGGAGGAGAGGAGGGGAGAGGAGGAUGGAGGAGAGGAGGAUGGAGGAGAGGAGGAUGGAGGAGAGGAGGAAGGAGGGAGAGGAGGAUGGAGGAGAGGAGGGAGAGGAGGAUGGAGGAGAGGAGGAUGGAGGGAGAGGAGGAUGGAGGGAGAGGAGGAUGGAGGAGAGGAGGAUGGAGGAGAGGAGGAUGGAGGAGAGGAGGAAGGAGGGAGAGGAGGAUGGGAGGAAGAGGAGGAUGGGGGAGAUGUAGAACCAAGAAAAAACAGUAUGCCCACACCUACACCCCUCCCUCUUUCCCUUCUCCGCCCCACUGAACAGGAAAGACUGUUGGUGUAUGCUUCUUAGUGGACUCUUCUUCCUUUCUGUCCUCUUAGUUCUCUUAGCUCCAGUCACUUCAUCGUGUCAAUGUGUGUUUCCAAAUCAUAGAUUUACUAUUGUGAUGUCACUGUGUACACACACAGUAGUUCUGCACUGUCACAGAAUAAAACAGUGAUGUCACAGAAUGAAACAGUGAUGUCACAGAGUGGAACAGUGAUGUCACAGAAUGGAACAAUGAUGUCACAGAAUGGAAUAGUGAUGUCACAGAAUGGAACAGUGAUGUCACAGAAUGGAACAGUGAUGUCACAGAAUGGAACAGUAAGGUCACAGAAUGGAACAGUAAGGUCACAGAAUGGAACAGUGAUGUCACAGAAUGGAACAGUGAUGUCACAGAAUGGAACAGUGAUGUCACAGAAUGGAACAGUGAUGUCACAGAAUGGAACAGUGAUGUCACAGAAUGGAACAGUGAUGUCACAGAAUGGAACAGUGAUGUCACAGCUAGGGAACUGAGAAAUGUGGAGUUACAGGCCCGAAAUCCAAGGGGACGGUUUUCAGGUUCACACCGUUUCACAGACACUGAAGCUGCUGAAACAGCUUUUAAAACAAAAACACAAGAAGAAGAAGCAAAUUCAAUUGACUUGAUAAUCAUCUCAGCUUUGGACUUGAGGGAGGAGAAUGUUGUAAGCAUUUAAAUCAUCUCCAGUACGAGCCUGUCUGUCUGGUUGUCAAGGAGACCAUUAGCUAGUUUAGUUAGUUUAGUUUGGCAUCUGAACCAUGUUUGCGUCCUAAAAGGCCCCCUGUUCCCUAUAAAGUGCACUACUUUAGACCAGAGCCUCGUAGGGCUGCAUAGGGAAUAGGGUUAGAUAUAGUCGUCCACUCCUCUACUGCCCCCAGACAUAAUGUGUUGUUGCCCUGGAAACAACCUCUCCCUGUCUACUGCCCCCAGACAUAAUGUGUUGUUGCCAUGGAAACAACCUCUCCCUGUCUACUGCCCCCAGACAUAAUGUGUUGUUGCCAUGGAAACAACCUCUCCCUGUCUACUGCCCCCAGACAUAAUGUGUUGUUGCCCUGGAAACAACCUCUCCCUGUCUACUGCCCCCAGACAUAAUGUGUUGUUGCCCUGGAAACAACCUCUCCCUGUCUACUGCCCCCAGACAUAAUGUGUUGUUGCCAUGGAAACAACCUCUCCCUGUCUACUGCCCCCAGACAUAAUGUGUUGUUGCCCUGGAAACAACCUCUCCCUGUCUACUGCCCCCAGACGUGUGUGUGUGUGUGUUUCUAGAAUGGCUUUUGUACAGAAGGAACGUUUUACUGCGGUAGCGUCACGUGCGUCUGACAUGGCUCCCUGUUCCCGAGUGGCGCAGCGGUCUAAGACACUGCAUCGUAGUGCUAGAGGUGUCAAAUCCAGGCUGUAUCAUAUCCGGCGCAGCGGUCUAAGACACUGCAUCGUAGUGCUAGAGGUGUCAAAUCCAGGCUGUGUCACAUCCGGCUGUGAUUGGGAGUCCCAUAGGGCGGUGCAGAAUUGGCGCAGUGUUGUCCGUGUUUGGUAGGCCGUCAUUGUAAAUAAGAAUUUGUUCUUAACUGACUUGCCUAGUUAAAUAGAAAUCUAUAUAUUUAUAUAAAGGGCAGCACUAUACUCAGUGCUCUGGUCUAAAGUAAUAUACUACCCUCAGUGCUCUGGUCUAAAGUAGUGCACUACCCUCAGGGCUCUGGUCUAAAGUAGUGCACUACCCUCAGGGCUCUGGUCUAAAGUAGUGCACUACCCUCAGGACUCUGGUCUAAAGUAGUGCACUACCCUCAGGGCUCUGGUCUAAAGUAGUGCACUACCCUCAGGGCUCUGGUCUAAAGUAGUGCACUACCCUCAGGGCUCUGGUGUAAAGUAGUGUACUACCCUCAGGGCUCUGGUCUAAAGUAGUGCACUACCCUCAGGGCUCUGGUCUAAAGUAGUGCACUACGAAUACCUGUUAACAUCCAUCUCUCUCUCUGUCUCUCCGUCAGCACCAGAGCGAGAGUGGGGAGAGAGGAGAGAGAGCGAUAGAGAGGGGACAUGUGAGGGAGAGAGAGAUAGAGAAAGAGAGAGAGAGAGAGCGUUAGAGAGGGGGAGAGAGAGAGAGAAAGAGAGAGAGAGAGAGACAUGUGAGGGAGAGAAAGAGAGAGAGUGGGAGAGAGAGAGAGGGAGAGAGAGAGAGGGACAUGUGAGGGAGAGGGAGAGAGAAAGAGAGGGGAGAGAGAAAGAGAGAGAGUGAGACGAAGACUGAAUGUCACACAGCGUUAGGUGUAGACUGAUGAUGUCAUCACAAUCCUUUUGGUUAUUAAAUUUCUUGUCAAUCUG
Oncorhynchus keta (chum salmon) is the source of this 9464-nucleotide messenger RNA. Its product is annotated as protein sidekick-1-like. Lineage: Eukaryota; Metazoa; Chordata; Actinopteri; Salmoniformes; Salmonidae. Gene Ontology annotation, biological process: cell-cell adhesion. The record is from RefSeq and is a predicted model, not a curated record. Gene Ontology annotation, molecular function: protein binding.